AAUCGCCAUGCGGCCGUCCAGAUAUCUUCUUACCAAGUGCAUGCAUGAAUCGAGCACUCUGCCUUGCAGAGGAGCUCGGUUCAACUGCCCCAGUCUCUAAACAUGCUUUUGCUGAGAUGUCCACACAUCCUGUUCUUUCUCUGGCACAGCAUGUUUGUUAUAUUUGGCACCCUGGCCAAAAUCGUUUAUUGCAUUCGCCCUCCUCCCCUUGCUUAUACGUCCAACAUACAGGUGUGUGCCAACCGCUCUAUUAUAUCUCCUUCGCGUAUUGCUCGCCAAAGGAACCGGAGCGGCACGCUUCGCAGCGCAGGAUCCUAUGCGGCUAGUCAUUACCUCAAGAGUAGAAGUCGAGAUUUGUAUGUAUGCAAAUCGGUGGGAACUAUCCAAUUCAGGGCUCAAGUCUCAUAUCAGCAUUGUUGUAGUAUUUGGAGUUUGCAUCCCGUCUACCUUAUUCUCGAGGCAGCUAGCUAACCCCAUGCAUACAUGGAGCGAUUAGAUAGACACCGUAGCUGUCUCCAGUGU
Westerdykella ornata is the source of this 522-nucleotide messenger RNA. RefSeq lists its product as uncharacterized. Bases 103 to 471 code for a protein of 122 amino acids. The transcript has a single exon. NCBI's taxonomy places the organism in Eukaryota, Fungi, Ascomycota, Dothideomycetes, Pleosporales, Sporormiaceae. The record is from RefSeq and is a predicted model, not a curated record.